Messenger RNA from Ceratitis capitata (Mediterranean fruit fly), 1178 nucleotides. RefSeq names its product trypsin eta-like. Gene Ontology annotation, molecular function: serine-type endopeptidase activity. Gene Ontology annotation, biological process: proteolysis. The transcript has 4 exons. NCBI's taxonomy places the organism in Eukaryota, Metazoa, Arthropoda, Insecta, Diptera, Tephritidae. Bases 12 to 1154 code for a protein of 380 amino acids. The record is from RefSeq and is a predicted model, not a curated record.
UUUUUUUGAAAAUGCUGUUGAAAAUAGUACUAGCACUAAUAUUUAUUGUCUUCUUACAGACGCAAUUAACCGUGACCUCGCCGAAUGGUCGUUCGGUGAGUUUUAAAUUAAAUGGACGCAUAAUCAAUGGCACCCGAGCCGAACUGAAUGCCACCAAACAUCAGGUCUCAAUACGUCGACGCACUAGCGAUGGUUAUUUCUUUGGCACAGGACAUCUCUGUGGCGGCUCGUUGAUCAGUUCGAAUGUAGUGCUCUCAGCUGCGCAUUGCUUCGUGAAUUAUGAUAUCAACAAUGGCACUUAUCGUCCGGUUACAGAUUAUAUUGUUGUGAUGGGUAAUUUGGAUCGCUUCCAACGCAAUGAAUAUACUUUAAUAUUUGAUAUCAAACAAAUUAUAUAUAACAUGAGUAUUUUCAAUCUGACUACUUAUGAGAAUGAUAUUGCUUUGGUGUUUCUGAAUGACUCGGUGCCCGUGAAUUACACCAGAGCUGCAGCAAUUAAAAUGAACUCCCAGCAAGUGGCCGAUAAUACCGUUUGUCAGGUGACAGGGUGGGGUAGUACAGAGGAGGGUUACUUAUCGGAUGUGCUCCUAACUGUAGACGUGCCCAUCAUCAAUGAAUAUGUUUGUGCGAACGAAAUGAACUACCAUCCGAGUCUGAUUAAGGAGGGCAUGCUUUGUGCCGGUUAUUUGCAGGGUGGACGUGAUGCUUGUGGUGGAGAUUCCGGUGGUCCGCUGGUGUGCAACAAUAUAUUAGCCGGUAUUGUUUCGUGGGGUAUUAGCUGUGCUGUAGCCGGACAGCCGGGGGUCUAUACAAAUGUAUCCUAUUGGGCACCGUGGAUUGAAUAUCAUACCGGCAUUCAAAUUGAAGAAGAAGGUGGUAAUAACGGUACAGAAAGUGGGGGAAAUAACGGUGGUGAAACCGGGGGCAAUAACGGUACAGAAAGUGGGGGAAAUAACGGUGGGGAAACCGGGGGUAAUAACGGUACAGAAGGUGGAGGAAAUAACGCUACAGAAACUGGUGGUAAUAACGGUACAGAAAGUGGCGGAAAUAACGGUACAGAAACUGGUGGUAACGGUGGUGGAUCAGACUUUCCUCACAUUUCCCCUCUAAUGACAAUAAUAACAGUUGCUUGUGCGCUAAUGAUGAAUGCCUAAAAAAUAAUGUUAAAUGUAGUAAAU